Anthonomus grandis grandis is the source of this 2127-nucleotide messenger RNA. RefSeq names its product synaptic vesicular amine transporter-like. The coding region runs from base 727 to 2082 and encodes 451 amino acids. Gene Ontology annotation, biological process: aminergic neurotransmitter loading into synaptic vesicle; transmembrane transport. Gene Ontology annotation, cellular component: synaptic vesicle membrane; terminal bouton. The transcript has 7 exons. The record is from RefSeq and is a predicted model, not a curated record. NCBI's taxonomy places the organism in Eukaryota, Metazoa, Arthropoda, Insecta, Coleoptera, Curculionidae. Gene Ontology annotation, molecular function: serotonin:sodium:chloride symporter activity.
GUCAACAUUAUCUCAGAAGUAAGCAACUCGACUCGACUAGUCAUAGUAAAGUAAAGAAUCCUUCAAUCAAUAAUGCGUCGUGCGACUUUUGGCCAAAGAUGUAAGGAAUUUUUGAAAAUAUCAGUCCAAUGACUUUUUAUUUGUUCAGUGACUGCUUUUUCAAGCUAUAGGAUUAAGAAAUUCAUAAAUCCAUUGUACGCCCUGUGUACCAGAGAUGGACAUGCUACAAAAAUAAGAGCCUAAUGGCUUCUCAAGAAAAUCUAUCUACUGGACUCAAAUAACCUGAUUCCAUUAGUUUAAAGUUCAUUUCAUUGCCCAAAACUAUUAUUCGUAGAUAUCCAUUAUUAAUCCAUGGACAUAAUUCGACUGAACAUCCAUUGAAGAAUGUAUGCUGUCUGGGAUAUAGUAGGCCAUUAAUUUUUUGCAAAAAUCAACCUGAUCCAAGCCUAUACUUCACAAUGUCGGCGUAUUUGUUUUCAAAUAAAUAUAAAUGUCUAAAUAUAAAAUGCGAAAAAAAGUAAAUCACCGUGUACAACAGCAGUCGCAUGUGUGCUGCCAACAGAUAACAACCUUUCCUAAUAGAAAUGCUCAGUAAAGCGAGAAAACUUCGUUUAGAACCCGAUUAUCCUGGCCGCAAAGGAAAAUUGAUGAAAGACGUCCAUAUGGGGCCCACACCAGUCGCAUUUUCAGUCUUACUGAGUCUUUACAUCCAGAACGUUCGCAGCAAUGUUUAUAAAACUUUUUCAUUUAGCUGAGCGAAAAAAUAUCGUUUUUAUCAUCGUUUACAUGCUGUUUUUGUUGGAUAAUGUUUUAUUAACUGUUGUGGUUCCAAUCAUUCCGGACUAUCUGUUUUCAAACUUGCUAAAUUACACUUAUACAGCCAAGUAUGGCCCAGCCUCCCUAAGCCCCUUACAAAGAAAAUAUGAGACUUUAGAGAGUGAUAACGGGCCUUUAGGGGCCCUGUUGGCAUCAAAGGCGUUCGUGCAGUUGGCAUUUACCCCUUUUAUCGGAUAUUUAACACAAGUUUUAGAUUCUAACAUACCACUGCUUGUUGGAUCUUGUAGCUUGUUCAUUGCCUCCAUAUUGUUUGCUUAUGGAAACUCAUAUGAAAUUCUUGUAACAGCGCGGGCAUUACACGGCAGCGCCUCAGCAGCGAUCGCUGUUAGUGGAAUGUGCAUUUUAGCGGAACACGUGCCAAAGGAAUCCCGUAAUAAAUUUAUGCCAUUAGCAUUUGGAGGGAUUGCCUUAGGGGUUCUUAUAGGGUACCCCCUAGGGGGCGCUGCUUACCAACUGCUCGGCAAGAUUGUCCCCUUUUUGUUUAUAGCCUUUCUUAUUUUAAUUAGCAUUGUUCUACAGUUGGGGCUGCUUACAACUGAGAGUAUGGAUUUGCACACGUCAGCGAACCCAAACUCCACCUACGUUCAAUGGGUGGAACUUUUAAAAAACAAGGUGAUUGUAAUAUCUGGUUUAUCUAUAUGCAUUAGCACGUCAUCUAUGGCUAUACUGGAACCAUGCGUGCCAAUGUGGCUACUGACGCACAUGCACCCUCGUCCCUCCAAAUGGCAGUUGGGGGCUGUUUUUAUACCGGAUAGCGUUGGUUACUUUAUUGGAUCACAUUUUGCUGGGUUGAUUUCUGUUGAGCCAUGGCGCAUAUCUAUAAGCGCUAUGGUAGUUGCAGGAUUAAGUUGUAUCUACUUACCAGAAGCGAACAGCAUGGCUCAGCUAUCGAUACCUCAUUUCGGAUUGGGGUUGGGAGUGGGGGCUGUAGACGCAUCUUUGGUACCCCUCUUAGCGAACUUCGUGGACAACCAAGGCAGCACUCAGUACGGACCGGUAUACGCGUUUCAGCAAGCAGCUGUAGCUGUAGCUUAUUCCUUUGGACCUCUCCUGGGAGGUCAGGCUGUACAAAUAUUCGGGUUUCCUUGGCUGAUGCGCCUUGUUGGGUUUGUUAAUUUGAUGUUUUGUCCAUUUUUGCUAGAAUUGGAAAAUCGGGACGAACAAAAAAGACCGGUUAUAACUGGUUAUAUGCCCUCUUAUUCUACAUUGGACUCGCUUAAUAGCUUUUCACAAGAAAAUGAGUAAAUAAUUUUCAGUGUUUUAUCAAUAAAGUAUUUCUUAUUUAAUGAG